Mollisia scopiformis is the source of this 2299-nucleotide messenger RNA. RefSeq lists its product as uncharacterized. The record is from RefSeq and is a predicted model, not a curated record. The coding region runs from base 444 to 2129 and encodes 561 amino acids. The transcript has 3 exons. Gene Ontology annotation, molecular function: protein binding. NCBI's taxonomy places the organism in Eukaryota, Fungi, Ascomycota, Leotiomycetes, Helotiales, Mollisiaceae.
UUUGAACCCAAGGCUGUUUAGGUUGUGCUUUGAUCAUCAAGUACCUAGGUAGGUUUCCUUUAGGCUUGUCUGUCACGUGCUUCGUACUGUUGUGUCUUUUUUGUUUGUGGAAGUAGAGUGCAGAGAUUGUCCAGAUGUGGCAUCUAAGUCGAUCUUUUUGGCAUAUUUUUUCUUAAUCUAAUCUUUGAGUGUCCUUUGUUCAUCGCAUGUUUUACUCGAGGAACAUUUUGUAGCGUCUUGAAAGCCUAGAAUCAUGCGGCAACAAUUCGCCUUGCAUGUUUGUGGCAUAUCUGCAUGGGACUUUCGUCAAUCCAAUUACGCACUUGGGUGGCUGAGAUCAUUACUGCAUGGCACUUUUGCUCGUCCAGUGAAAUCCUGCUUGGGAUGGCUGCACUGCACUUUUGUCGAUCCAAUCAAACGCCGACCAGACAACGAGAUCUGUGAUGGUUGUCAACCUCAGCUUUCAGCAUAUAUCGAACCCACUGCCUCACCGAAAAGUCGCAACCAUUUCUUCCUGGAAGCUUCAGCAAGUAUCGAAGUACUCUCCAUUGGUGAACUCAUCCAACAUGGAAACUGGGCAGUCCCAAAACAAUGUCACCGCAGCCUUCUCUUUUAUCCCCGUUACGCAGCCUCACCACCCACAACCUCAAGGGUUCUCCAAGAAAGACUGGGAAGACUUGAAACCUGUCAUUCAAACUCAAUAUCUUGAACAUCGCCAGACAAUAGGACAACUUUCUCAGUACUUGAAAGAGAACCACGGAUACAAGCCAACAAAAAGGCAGCUCCUAUCUCGAAUCUCGGCGUGGGGGUUUGAAAAGAACGUGAAGAAGACUGAACGAAGACAGCUUAUUCAAAAACACCGCGAUGAGCUCGAAAACUCAGAGUUUGCACCAAGAAAUCUGAGAGGCCGGACAAUCAAGAAGGAAAAGUUGAUUCGUUGGGUGAGACAAGAAGAGGGAGAAGUUGGAGGAUCAAUGAUCGAUGAUAGCGACGAAGUCAUUCUAGCAACGAUGGAGGCUCCAAAAGAACCAACAACAGAGAAUACUUCAGUUGCCGACAACCAGAGUGCCCCUGACAAUCUGAUUGAUGAUCUCGAAGUUGUGUCAAGUGCCCACAGUGAGCACUAUCCAUUCGGCCAAGGGUGUAUCGACGUCAUUGGAUCACCGAGACUUACCGGAUUGUUUGGGCUGUUGACGAUUGAAGAAUUUGGCGGCAUUCCCGACCUGGACUUGAGUUCCAAUAAUUUUGAAGGUGUCAACAUGUCGGAUGUGGACUUGAUGGACCUUUGUAAUGGAUCCGAUAGCGAUGUUGGCGAAGUUCUACCUGAAAACGACUCCCGUCUAGUCAACUUUACAUCUCCCGCGAAGACAUCGAGACUCGACAAACUUCUAGAAACUUGGACGCAAUCGGGUCUGCAGUUCGAAUUAUACCCGUUUCCCGAGUCCUCAAAUCGAUCCUUCGAUACUCGAUACUUCACUUCAAACACCUCUGCCCUCCCAAAGAUGUCCGAGUCGGAGUGUCUGACUAAAUUCCGAAAAUUGAGGCAUCUGGCUGUUGUCGAAGUCAGCAAUCUUGCUGGUCGAAUGAUGACCAUCGCUAAGGGACUGUACAUGUCAAGAGAUUUUGCCUCUGCGGAACGCUGGUACCGGCGCAUAGUCACAGCAAAACAAAAGAUAAGAUGGCACAAGCCAGAGGAAACUUUGCAAGCUUGCCUAGCAGUUCUAAGCUGUCUACGUCACCAAGGCCGAUACAGCGAAAGUCAACAGCUUCAUAAUGACUUGCAUGCAAAAAUCGAGGUAAUCUUGGGUAAUGAUCAUCGUAUAUCCAUUCGGUCGCAGGAAUUAAAAGCGGAAAUCCUAUAUUACUUGGGACAUUCGGCAGAAUCAGAAGCUAUUGAUCGGCAGAUUCUCCAGAUUCAACUGAGCAGCUUUGGGGUUAGACACGCUGAGACACUCACCAGUCUAGGAAACUUAGGAUCGGACUUGGUAAGGCACAAGAGAUGCCCGGAAGCUCAACGUCUACUUGAGGCUGUCAUAUCUUUCCGAUAUCAAGCAAUGAAAGCUCCAGGGGCCAUUGCAAACAAUGAACUAGGCUUCCUUUAUUCCAUGACUUGUCUUGCUUCAAUUUGAAACUCUGACAAAAAUUAUGAUGAAGGUUUGAAGGUUCUCGACUGUGUACAAAAACUUCUGGGGAAAGUAACAAGGGUUAAAUGCUACGAGGUAUACAAGUAUCACUAUCAACGAGCUCGCACCUAUGAAUACCAAGAACGCUUCGAUGAAAGCGAAAGUAUCUUCAAAGG